UAUUCAUGCUUUGCUCAUAUUGGACAGAAAUAUGUCUUCGCCUUGUCGAUGGAGCUAUUUCGGGAUAUAUCUUGUGCUCUUUCUGCUCUAUUGUUUCUGGGAAACGGUGUCUGGGCAGCUCUCUUAUUCCGUCUCAGAGGAGGUAACCCCGGAGACUGCUGUUGGAAAUAUCGCUAAGGACCUAAACCUUAAUUCACGGGAUUUGGAGUCGCGUAUGUUUCAAAUUGUCACUGGAUCAAAGAGGAAAUUCUUCGAGGUAAAUCUAAAGACUGGUGUUCUGUAUGUCCGUGAGAGAAUAGACAGAGAGGAGCUUUGCGCAGAGGAACUUAAAUGCUCAGUGAGUGUAGAAGCCGUCAUAAAUAACCCUUUAAAGCUUUACCGUAUCGACGUAGACAUUUUAGAUGUGAAUGACAAUGCCCCGUUGUUUUCGAGCAAAUUGCAGAAUCUGUACAUCGCGGAGAGUACUUUACCAGGAGUGAAAUUCGCAUUAUCUGAAGCAAGUGAUGUAGAUGUGGGGAGAAACGGUGUCAGUACUUACAAACUAAGCCAAAAUGAGCAUUUCUCUUUGGCUGUGCACAAAGCAGGAGACAGUGUGUCUGCUGAGUUGGUGCUGCAGAAAGCUUUAGACCGAGAGAAGCAGCCUGUCAUCACCAUGAAACUGACCGCUGUAGAUGGAGGGAAUCCUCCGAAAUCAGGCACAUCACAGCUCGUUAUUAAUGUUUUAGACAUUAAUGAUAACAUUCCGAUAUUCAGCGAGACGUUAUAUAAGACGAAAAUCCCCGAAAACGCGCCGCUGGGUACAAUAGUGAUCACUGUGAACGCUACAGAUGCAGAUGAGGGCCUGAACAGUGAGAUUGUAUAUUCACUGAGAAGCAAAGAUCAAGAUCAUGUGCUUGAUAUCUUUGAAAUUGAAAGUCAAACGGGUGUCAUCAAGGUGAAAGGCAAUGUAGACUUUGAGGAAAAAAAGGCUUUUGAGAUACGUGUAGAGGCCAGUGAUAAAGGGCAGCCUCCCAUGUCUGCUCAUUGUAAAGUGCUGGUAGAAGUGGUGGACGUAAAUGAUAAUGCUCCUGAGAUCACGGUGACGUCACUACAUACCACAGUGAAAGAGGACGCUGAUGUAGGCACCGUAGUUGCUCUAGUGUCAGUCCUGGAUAAGGAUGGUGGGAAAAACGGUGAUGUGAAAAUUCAAAUUAAAAAUGAGGUUCCGCUCAAACUCGAAACAAACUACAAAAAUUAUUAUUCUUUGAUAGUUGACGGACCCCUGGACAGAGAGAGGGUCUCUAAUUAUAAUGUCACCAUAAUCGCCACUGACAGUGGAACCCCCUCACUCUCCGGCACCAGUGUGCUGUCUAUACACGUUUCUGAUGUUAAUGAUAACCCACCGCUGUUCCCAGAGCCGCAGAUUAAUGUAUAUGUGAAAGAAAACAGUCCAGUGGGAGCAAUUAUUAAAACUGUUUCUGCAAUUGAUGCUGACGUUGACCAGAACAGUCAGGUGAGCUAUUCAGUUUUACAAAGUAACAGUAACUCACUGCCGUUAUCUACAAUGGUGAACAUCAACUCAGAGACUGGAGAUAUAGUCAGCCUGCAGUCUUUUAACUAUGAGGAGUUGAAAACGUUUCAGUUUAAAGUUCAGGCCACAGACUCUGGUGUUCCUCCGCUCAGCAGCAACGUGACUGUCAACGUUUUAAUCCUGGAUGAAAAUGACAAUAAUCCAACAAUUCUCGCGCCAUAUUCUGAGCACGGCUCCGUUAACAGUGAGAGCAUCCCCUAUUCUGCUGAAGCGGGAUACUUUGUGGCAAAGAUCAGGGCUGUAGACGCAGACUCUGGAUACAAUGCGCUGCUCUCUUAUCACCUCUCUGAGCCCAAAGGAAACAACCUCUUCCGCAUCGGAACCAGCACCGGAGAAAUCAGGACUAAGAGGAGAAUGAGUGACAAUGACCUGAAAACUCACCCCUUGGUGGUGUUGGUGUCUGAUAACGGAGAACCCUCCCUGUCAGCUACUGUGUCUAUUGAGGUGGUGGUGGUUGAGAGCACAGCUGACAUCCAGACUCAGUUCAGACAUGUGCCCAUAAAGGACGACAGCUUCUCUGCGCUGAACCUGUAUCUGCUGAUCGCCAUUGUGUCGGUGUCAGUCAUCUUUCUGCUCAGCCUCAUCAGUUUAAUAGCUGUCAAAUGCCACAGGACAGACGGCACUUUCAGCAGGUACAGCGCCCCAAUGAUCACCACCCACCCUGACGGGAGCUGGUCUUACUCCAAAGCUACUCAGCAGUAUGACGUGUGUUUCAGCUCAGACACACUCAAGAGUGACGUAGUAGUUUUCCCCGCACCGUUUCCGCCUGUAGAUGCUGAGCUGAUCAGUAUUAAUGGAGGAGACACGUUUACCAGAACUCAGACUUUACCUAAUAAAGAAAAGGUAAGAAAAAUAUGGAAAAGUAACAUGUUUUAUGUGAUGUAUUAUUUUAUCCUUCUGGGCUGCGGCUGCGAGCAAGUCGUGUUCUACUUUUCUUAAUAAAGUUUAACACUGCAGUAUGUAUGUCGUUGUCCGUGGUGCUGAAAUAAGCGCCAGAGUGUGAUGAGUGCUAUUGGGAGAGUAUAUUCACUGCAGUUGUCUCAGUUAUUUAAAGCGUGACUAUGCUGACUUUCAAAAUGUAUACAUCUACAAAAUCAGGUCCCCAUUCAUUAUCAGUGAAGCAGACUUACUUCUCUGGGUCUGGCUUUGAUAGAGAUUAGCUCAUGUUUAUAGAUGGUGAUUGAACUUUCCACGGCCAUGGAAAUAACAUACUGGGAUUCUUAAUUUAGGUGGUGUUCCCCUUUGAGUCAAUUGAUAGGUGAUGUAUAUAAGAUUUCACCACAAUUUAAGAAGGAGUCUCUCUGGAUAACUGCAUUACCUCAAUUCAACUACUUAAAA
Molecule: messenger RNA, 2908 nt
Organism: Epinephelus moara (kelp grouper)
Lineage: Eukaryota; Metazoa; Chordata; Actinopteri; Perciformes; Serranidae
Product: protocadherin alpha-3-like
Exons: 1
Coding region: 32-2509 (825 amino acids)
Biological process (GO): homophilic cell-cell adhesion
Cellular component (GO): plasma membrane
Molecular function (GO): calcium ion binding
Source: RefSeq, a predicted model, not a curated record